CCUCCCCGCGGCUCCGGCCCGUCCGCGCGCGGGCGCAGGUAGCGAGGGAGCGAGCGGCUGGCCGGCCGGCGGGCGGGCACGGCGGGGGGCGCGCGCGGCUCGGCGAGGGGCAGGGUUUAACCCCCACCCACCCCGCCCGCUCUCUCCCUCCCUCCCUCCGUCCUCCUCCUCCUCCACCUCCUCCUCCGCCUGCCUCCCCCCGGGAACCUCCGAAAGGGGAAUUUUCCAGCUGGUAAUUUCUGCUGCGUCAACAGCCGGGAGCGGAGCGCCGCGCCCGGACCCGCACCCCGAGGACGUUUGAUGAACAUUUCAAAGCUUAUUACCAGGAACGAUAUUCCUCUGUUCAUUAAAACAUGUAUUAUUCUACCGUGACACAUCGUGGCAUUUAUCUUUACUAACGGAAAACAUUCUCAACUAUUGGAUCUGUGGAAAAGGAAACGGAACGAUUCCCAAAUGAAUAACCGAAAGGAAGAUAUGGAGAUUGCCUCCCAUUACCGUCAUCUACUUCGUGAGCUCAAUGAGCAGAGACAACACGGCAUCCUCUGUGAUGUUUGCAUUAUAGUGGAAGGGAAGAUCUUCAAGGCUCAUAAAAAUGUUUUGCUCGGGAGUAGUCGGUAUUUCAAGACGCUGUACUGCCAGGUGCAGAAGACAUCCGACCAGGCAACAGUCACUCAUUUAGACAUUGUAACCGCACAGGGCUUUAAAGCAAUCAUUGACUUCAUGUAUUCUGCACACCUAGCACUGACCAGCAGAAAUGUCAUUGAGGUCAUGUCAGCUGCUAGCUAUCUGCAAAUGACUGAUAUUGUCCAAGCCUGUCACAAUUUCAUAAAAGCAGCUCUUGACAUAAGCAUAAAAUCUGAUGCCUCAGAUGACCUUGUUGACUAUGAACUUGGAGCUCCUUCCAGCAGUAGUACGGAUGCUUUGAUCUCAGCAGUCGUGGCUGGCAGGAGUAUAUCUCCAUGGUUAGCUCGGAGAACGAGUCCAGCAAACUCCUCUGGAGAUUCUGCCAUCGCUAGCUGUCACGAAGGAGGGAGCAGUUAUGGAAAAGAGGAUCAGGAACCAAAAACUGAUAGCCACGAUGACAUUUCAUCCCAGUCUCUUUGGUCCAGUGACAUGGGUUACGGGUCUCUACGUAUCAAAGAGGAGCAGGUUUCACCGUCGCAUUACGGAGGGAAUGAAUUACGUUCUGCCAAGGAUAGUGCAAUACAGAACGCUUUGUCGGAGCAAGGAGCAGGGGAUGGCUGGCAGCCCACAGGACGCAGAAAGAACAGAAAAAAUAAAGAAACUGUGCGUCACAUUACUCAGCAAGUAGAGGAUGACAGCAGGGCAAGCUCUCCCAUGCCAUCUUUUUUACCUGCCUCAGGAUGGCCAUACAACAGUCGUGACACAAGUGGUGAUGUGACGGUGACAGAACCUAGCAGCUCCGAUAACCGUGUGGAGAGAUCCGAUCUUUACACAAAUGUGGAUGAAGCACUCAUAGGCGGUGAAGCUAGUUACCUGUCUCAGCCUCUUACUCCAGAGAAGGAUGAUGCACUUCAGGCUGCAACAGUUGCUAACCUGCGGGCAGCCCUCAUGAGUAAGAACAGCCUGCUGUCUCUGAAAGCUGACAUGCUGAGCGAGGAUAGUUCUCUGCUCUUCGAAUACUUACCCAAAGGCACACAUUCUUUAUCUUUAAACGAAUUCACAGUGAUCAGAAAGAAAUUCAAGUGCCCGUACUGCAGUUUCUCUGCCAUGCACCAGUGUAUCCUGAAGAGACACAUGCGAUCCCACACAGGGGAGAGACCCUAUCCUUGUGAAAUCUGUGGGAAAAAAUUCACACGCCGGGAGCACAUGAAACGGCACACCUUGGUGCACAGUAAAGAUAAGAAAUAUGUGUGUAAAGUGUGCAAUAGAGUAUUCAUGUCUGCCGCCAGCGUGGGGAUUAAACACGGCUCCCGCCGCCACGGGGUGUGCGCCGAUUGCUCUGGACGAGGCAUGGCAGGCCACCUAGAUCAGAACGGAGGGGAAGGCUCCCCCGACGAAUUGUAUCCCGGCGAAGGCCAGUACAUGGAAGACCCCGACGACAUCAAAGUGGAGGGAGACGAAGAGAUGGGCGACGACGACGACAUCAAGUGGAAGGAUGACGUUGGGAUUUCACAAGACGACGUGAUUCUAGAUGAUGACAAAGACGUCGACUCUCCGCAGGAGCAAGAGAACUCUGGGGAGAACGACAAGGAUUUCACUUGGAUUUCUUAGGGAUUUUUCUGUUGUCAUUUGUAAGGGGAGGGGAGGGCAGGAGGAAGGAGCGUGUCGGGAAAAGCUACGUAGCCUUGUUGUCGUCCAUGUGUGCAAAAGAUUUUUUUUGUGGUUUUUUUUCUUUUUAAACAAGCCCUUUCUCUAUACUAUUCGGAUACUGUAUUCGGAAACGUCACUUUUGGUGGCAUCAGUUCCUUCCACCUUUCCCCUUCCUUGCCCCCCCCCAUGAAAACAUGACUGUCUUGGCCUCUCUGUGGGAGCAAAUCAGAUUGCAUGCAAGUGACUUUGAGUUUCUGAUGGUGUGAGCACUGUGCGGAGAGAGUGCGCUAAGGAGACUGCGAAGCAUGUAUUCCUUUGAUCCAUCUUUUCCACCCUGAAUUAAAAUAUCAGGGUGGUGUUCGUGCCCCAAACAAUGUUGUUAAUCUUUGUUCCAAAUUCACAGCAGCAGUGGACUGACUUGCACACUGUAGGAUCUUGUAAACAAGCCGACCUGUGUGUUGGAGGGUUUCCGCUGAGAACCCAGGCCUUUUGCAGAGAAUGGAUUUAAAUAUUUAAUUUCUGUUGAUGGUGUGGAUUGGUGUCAUUUGUGUUUUCACAGAGCCAGGUAGAUCAAAAGGCAAGUUGAGUUGCAGCCUUAAGAGCUCCUUUCAUAGUAAUGGGGCCUCCACUUCCAAAUACUUCACCGAGAACGAUCAUGAAAUUAUUUGGGCCUUCUGGCAUCUUAAUCGUGUCCAGUCUUCCAACCACGUUUGCUUCUGUUGGGUGGAAGGAGCAGCAGUGUUUCCCCAUGAAACGUUUACUACGUAUGAUACACCCAGCAAGACGCGAACGGUUUAGCGCCCAAUGUGUUGGUUUGCGUGUGGUGUUGCCUUCCCCCUUUGGUGUCAGCUGCCUUUUUCGUAGAUAUAUGCAAAUUUUAGUAAAUCUACGGCAUUUAACAAGAUGAAGGGUCAACUGAAGUUGCAAGAAGCAAGGUGUGACGUCCUGGCUCUGUGGAAGUCAGUUGCAAAGGCGUCCUUGACUUUGUGGAGUUUGGGUUUCACCCAACUUGUGCCGUUCUUCCUUGCCAAGCAAAAACCGUCCCGCACAACUGGUAGGUUCGUCACCUAGGUUUAGUUAACCAAGGACACCUGAAUUUUUAGUGGUUGGCUCCAUGUAAACGUCUCCAUUUAAGAACCUGAUAUCUCCUCUGGAGCGUCUCCUCUGUCUUGUACAGCUGAGUUUCCAUGGGCCGGUUCGGUUUUUGCUCAUAUUGGCCACUGCUGCCUUCCUCUGACAACAUUUAAAUCAGAAACCCAGUUCAAGUGUCCUGUUCAUAGUAAAAGCUUCUGCUUUACCUCUCAUCUCUAUGCUUCUGGUGCUUUAAAAAAAGCCGAAGACCUCACUGUUUCCUUGCUUGGAGCAGAUUUUUAUACAAGAAACCUGCCACGAGAGGCAACCAGUUCAAUCCGGAAGCCAAACGAUUUAAAGGUGCUAAUUUCUUUUUUUCCAGUGGUGGGCAAGGCAAUCUCUUAUGGGGAAAAAAACCCAGAAAAGUUCUUGCAGUUUAAUUUUAAAAAGCUGGAGAUCCUGGUUCGACCCAGAGAGGAAAAUUAAAAGCAGAUUUUUACUGUCCAAGAUCCCAGUAAAGCAACUCUUCCGUAAGGAUUUCAGCUAUUCCAGGCUAAGUGGUGAGGGGUGAUAGCAUGGGAACCUGCUCCCCCACCCCCGGCGCAUGAACCAUAGCCGGAUUUCUAGGUAGUGCUUUCUCGAAAGGGUCGUAUCACCAUGCUUUUGUACGCGAGUCCUCACUCCACAAUCGUCUGCAGUCCUUUUGAAAUUAAAAAUAAAUAAAGCUCACCGAUUGACCUAUGCAUGCUUUUUCCUGCCCACGGUCCUUUCUAUUUUCACGUUGCGCAUAAGGCGUCCAGCAGCUUUGGGACUGCUGGCUUGCUCGUAUCCAUGAGUUGAACAAGUAUUUUUUGUUGGUCUUUGUUUCCCCCUCCCCAAAACACUCCGUAUUCUCAACACCACCUGUUAGCUAAAAGUAAAACUCUGUGAUUGCUGUCUACGCUGCUGCUAAACUUUAGGAUCGAGGAAGUUAAAUGCGAUUUGUUGCUUUUAACCAACAAAAAUGGGUAACCAAAUUUGUUAAAUGUUCAAGGAAUAGUGUGGUGGGGUCCUACUAAGAAACAAAAAAACAUUUUUAUGAAACUGUAAAAAGGUGUUUUUGCAUUUUAGCUUGUUGUAAAGCCCUAUUACUGUAUUUAAAAAAUAUUUUAAGAUUGGACCUUUAUAUACUUUUUUCUAAGUACAGAAGAAAUCAGCAGUUGUGUUCACUGUGUGUUGUUCAUAAGAUUAGCUCACUGUUUCAUGAAUUUGACUGCCUUCACCUCUCAGAAAUGCAGGCUGUGUAUUUAUUGACAGUUAUCCUGUAAAUAUUAGGUUUUUUUUCCUGAACUUCCAGCCAUUGCCUGUUACAUAGAGACAAAUACAUACAGUACUUCACAAUAUCUGUAGCUUGGCUUUUUAUAUAAUAAAUAUGUUUAAAAAUGGAAAAAAACCCCAAGCCACACAAGAAACCUUCUGUUUCUAAGACAUUCCAUCUCUCUCAUCCCCUGACUCCGACGUAGACAUUCACUAGCUUGAGCUCAUGUUUAGGGAGAAACGAAAGGUUUCGCUCCUGAGCUGUCUUUUCCCCCUCUCCUUGCCCCGACUUGGGUGAACUUAAUUUUAUAUUGAGGUUUUUGGGGUGCUUAGCUUUAUUUUGUGUUUUAUUUGGAAAUAUUUUAUAUAUUGCUUUUUUUGUUUCCUUUUCCUUUUUUUUUUUUUUUUUAAAUAGUGGACAAUAAGCCAAAUGGCUUUCAAAAAUGUUUUUCUAAAUAGUGCGAGUGCCAUUUCUGUGCUCUUCAGGCUGAGACUACAAAAAAGAGAGAGAAAUCCCCACAAAAAGCUAACGUGUUAUAAUGUUAAAAUUAUAAUAUAGCACAUGCUUCUAUAUUACUAACAUACAUUAUAUAUACCAAAUAAAUUGUUCUAAUAUGUGACGUAUACUUUUAAGUGCUCUGAUUUUGACGGAGGUGUGCAGACUUGGAAACGAAGCCCUUUCAGGAAUUCCUGUUUAGAGUUUCACACGCGUACAGGGGAGAGUCGCGGGGGUUGAUUUUAAAAAGGGGAAGCGACUUUGAAAACAGCAACACAGUCGAUCCGAUGGAAAGGGGAUGCCUUCUAUACAACUUUCUCAGUUUUGUCACUACUUGCAACUGUGUUCAAGCCUUCGGCUCCACUGUCUUGACCUGUAGGGAAGUCUGUAAAACCAGGGGAUUUGGGAGCGGGGAGCUGAGCAAGGAAAGAGGCCAGGUCCUAAAAACCUGCAACGCCGUCAGCGCGUGUACAGCUGUGUGUACAUGCUGAAGUCUUUCCAAGAUCAGGGUCCCGGUUGCACCCAUACCUCGUGCUUUUCUCUCUCUAGACACUGGUCCAAUCUGCUGCCUAUGCAAGUUUCUUUUGCCCUCCUAGGUAAAGAGACUCGGUGCAAGCGUUGCAUCUAUCUAGCAGUUGCUCAAAUUAACCUCAAACCCCUGCUCUUUGUAUCUCACUUCAGGACUUUGUAUUUUUCAUUGAGCUUCCCUUUUUUAAUUUUUCUAAAAUAUAUAGAUCUAUACAAAUACAGUUCCAGAAAAGUAUUCCCUUUGUGGCGUAUUGAAGCGUUUAAUCACGCUAGAAAUAUCGCAGCUUCUAUUUUUUAAAUGUUCCUUUACACAUGUAAGCACUGGUCCCUGAAUCUUGUUCUCGUUUUUAUAUAAAACAAAACAAAAUGGUGCCAGUAUUUCAGAGCGUUUUGAACAAGGCUUUGAUGAUCUACAAUGGUAGAAGCCACCAUUUUUGAUUGAUAUGCUUUUAUCUAUGCCACGCAAAAUAAAUACAUCAAGAAUACUGCUCAAUGAUACUAAAUGAUGCACUCAGUCAGACUUCCAUGUCAUUCUGCAUUAAAAAGUUUCUUAACAAUGCAGCUUAGGCUCAUGGCAUCUCCUCCAGUCAGCUUUUUUUUUUUUUGCUUCCAAAAAUGUGUCUUUAAAAACUCCUAAUUUGUGCAGCUUUGAAUAGUUUCUUAUAUAUAUAAGGUCACCAUAGAACCUCACAGAGAUGCACAAUGAGUUGGCAGGGCGUCGAGAAGAGGGGCAUGUCUAAUGAAGGUUUUCAAAGUGACUGACUUGUUUUUUAAAUCAGUGUUUAGGUUAUUAAAAGAAUAUUUUUUUAUGAAAAGGAAGCUGACUUCAGCAUUAAGCCUGAUUUUUAUCCUUUUGUAUUUUGAAUUAUGCCUUGAAAUGUUCUGCAGUUCCAAAGUGAAAAUUGCAUUCAGUUGGCGUUUUAUAUAUAUAUAUGUGUGUGUGUGUGUGUGUGUCCAUUUUUUGGAACGUGUUACUUUGGGCUGGGUGUUCAACUCUUGCUCCUGACAAAGUUGUAUAUUCUGACUCUCCAUCUGGGGUAGGGAGUUUGGUCCAUACACUGCCAUCUUUGAAUAGGAAUCUCUGCAAAAAAGCUCCACGUGGAUACUUCCAAUUUUGCACAUCAUCCUUAAAAAAAAAAAAUAAAAAAAAAUUAAAAAAAAAUCCAAGAAAAUGCAAAAACUGGAAUUUUUUGCAAUAUUAUGAAAGAUAAUCUUAUUUUAGCUCAUUCUGUGACAUGUGCAACUCUUAAGAAAGCCAUACUUAAUGGUUCUUUUUAUUUUUAGAGUCUAUAUUGUGUUUUGGAUUUCUGCCUUUUUUUAGGAUUUCUGCAUAGUAAGAGUGCUGUGUGUAUGCUUUCAUAUAUAUUUAUUUUUCAACGUGCUUCAAACCUGUCUACAAAAAAUAAAACUAAACACAAAGGGGGGGGGAAACCAAGACAGUGCUUGAAGAUUGUUGAUUUUUUUUUUUUUUGCUGGGAAUAUUCUAUAUUAUACUGACUUUAUAUUAAUUAUUAUAAACCUGUGUUUGUAUUGGAGAUGUGUUUAAUAUUUUGGGGAGGUGGGGAGAUUUUAGUAAUCAGAAGACAGUGGGAGAACAUGACUGUGUGUUGUACUGAUUUUCUGUAAAUGUAGUUCAGGUAAAUAUUACCUUCUUUUCUAGUUGAUCUCACAGUUUCUUGUCUGCCUGGGCAUGCCCGCGGGCUGCCUAUCGAUUAUAAUUACUUUGUGACGGGAUUAGCGUAGACAUACUUGCAAAAUCAAUCAGUUUCAAUAAAUUGGAAAAUUGCUGCUAAAA
Molecule: messenger RNA, 7460 nt
Organism: Alligator mississippiensis (American alligator)
Lineage: Eukaryota; Metazoa; Chordata; Crocodylia; Alligatoridae
Gene: ZBTB46
Product: zinc finger and BTB domain containing 46
Exons: 6
Coding region: 454-2235 (593 amino acids)
Biological process (GO): regulation of transcription by RNA polymerase II
Molecular function (GO): DNA-binding transcription factor activity, RNA polymerase II-specific; RNA polymerase II cis-regulatory region sequence-specific DNA binding; protein binding
Source: RefSeq, a predicted model, not a curated record